This is a messenger RNA of Brassica rapa (field mustard), 4714 nucleotides long. Its product is annotated as berberine bridge enzyme-like 22. Gene Ontology annotation, molecular function: FAD binding; oxidoreductase activity. The record is from RefSeq and is a predicted model, not a curated record. NCBI's taxonomy places the organism in Eukaryota, Viridiplantae, Streptophyta, Magnoliopsida, Brassicales, Brassicaceae.
CUAUGAAAUCUUGAAGAGGAUUAGGCACAUGUGGUUCUGAAAAAGUUUGAUAAAUCGUUUUUUAAACAAAUAACAUGUUGUUCUGCAAAAAGGACAGAGAUGAAUCUAUUUAUAAGAAAAUAACUACAUGAAAAUUCACGUUUCACGUAACAAUUUAAUCAAACAAAGCGGCAAAAACAUAUAAAUUGCGCAGUCUGGUCUCACACUUUGAUCUGUUGCAAUCCUCCUUCUUCGAUGAUUGCAGACUGGGCGGAACUCCUCUCAUGGAUACGAGCUCCACCGGAAAAGAAGCAUUCACUCCUUCGGAAGUUGGCUGCUCAAUCUACGGUCUUCCAUCUUUGGAAGCAAAGAAACAAUAUCAUCUAUAAUCACACUUGCUUGACUCCUACAGAGACCUUCAGAGUUAUUGAAAGAGAGAUGAGGAAUAUCAUAUCAGCUAAAAAGGAUCACAAGCUUUUCAAAUCACUCAUGGUUCUUUGGUUGCGUUGAGUGCAGAUUUUAGUCCACUAGAUUGACUGCAUUGUUUCAUCUUGUUUUUUAUUUUCUUUUUGCCAAGAUAGAUCAACUCUAGAUAUUACCUUUGUAAAAUCUACUUUUCAUUAUAUGAUAUUUACAAUUUAGCAAAAAAAAAAAACAUAUAAAUCGCAUCAUUAUGGAAUGGUCAUCCUACGUAAUUACUUUUAACAAAAGAGAUAUCACUUUACCAUAUAAUUAUAAGCUUAUGCUAGACUUUUUCUCUUUAUUGCAUUUUUUGUUAGGAUAUAUAAACAUCCAGAUAGGCAGGACGAAUUUUUUUAAUUUAUGUAUACAUGCGGUUGUGACAACGACGACGGAUCCAUUUAUAACACUAGUCAUUCAAUUUAGUGCAUCACCAAAAGACUUCCAGAACGUAAGAACCGGUGACACGCUUAUAAGUAUGACCAUAGAGUUGACAUCAAGCCUAACGACGCAAACGCUUCGUUUCUUUAUUAACAUUAUAAGUUUUCUAAAGAACAGAGGAUUAUAUAAUGACUUAAUUAAAUAUAGGAUGAUUAGGUGGAGCGAGCUAUCUGUUGCAGAGCGCAUACGAGUCCUCAUUAUAUAAUACAACUUGAAACCAUGAUCAGGAUCAGGUACAUGUGGUUCUGGAAAAAGUACAGUGAUGAAUCUAGUUAUAAGAAAACAAAAUGUUACAGAAAAACGUUUCACAUAACAACUUAACGAAGAGCAAAACAUUAAAUCACAUCAUCAUGAUCAUCUACCAGCUUGAUCUAGACUAUUUUUCCCCUUUAUAUAUAUCCAAACAGUAAACAUAUACGAAUUUUGAUUAUGAUUCUGUGCAUGCGGUUGUGACAACGAGGACGAAUCCAUUUUUAACACUAAUCAUUCAAUUCAAAGCAUCACCAAAGACUUCCAAAAAGUAAGAAUGAUGACACGUUUUUAGUAUGCCGUAGAGUUGACAUCAAGCCUAAUGACGUUAACGUUUCAUUUCCUUUUUAACAUUAUAAGAGUUAUCUUAAGACAAUCAAAUAAUGAACUAAAUAUAUGAUAUGGUCCAUUAAUAUUUUUUUGUCAACUUUAUGGUUCAUUGAAUUCAAGAAUAUCAAACGUUUACUUUUCUUUGUUUCACAUUAUAGCAGCUUAAUAUACUAUUUUAGAUUGGUCCAUGAUUCUAGUGUCUCAGAUAUAUGUAUAAACGCUUCUAACCUUUUAUCAAGGAAAACUUAGUAUUUUAAACCUAAAAUUUGUGGAACUCACACCGUUUACGUAGAUUUUGAACUCAAGUCUAAUUGGUCAUUGUUAAUAAAGAAGACCUUGUUAUCCAAAAAUAAAUACCGUAAAAUAAGGCCGUAAAUUAAUAGUUUAAUUCGUUUAAAACUUAAGUUUAUUGUACUUAGGUAACAAUAUCCAGCUAUACAGCAUGAACCUUGACAAGCAACCAAUCAAUAGUCUUACACUAUGGAUAUAUGGCGUAAAAGGAAGACCUAUCAAAACGCUAUUUUGGGCUUUUAUUUAUUUGUUGUUUUGGAGCCAUGCAGGUCUACAUCUAGUAGUGCCAAAAUAAUAUUUUAGCAAGUAAUAUUAUUUGUGUCUUAUUAUGUAAAAUGUUUUCUAUUUUUUGUUUUGUUUUAUUUAAAUGUUUAAACAAUAAUUUUAUCAAACUAAUCGGGAAUAUCUGAAACAAAAACUAACUAAUUCUUCAAGAAAACAAUACUAACAACUAGUUCAACUGCUAGGUUUAAAUGAUGUUUAUUAAAAUACUGAAUUAAUUAUUCAAAUAAAAAAUUAAAAAUUUAUAUUGAACUUAUUAUUUCAUGAAAUACUUUGAAAUCAACUAUUCUAGUGAUUGUAUUUGAUGGAGUUUCUUAGUUAAAAAUAAUAAUUAAAUUUUAUUAUUUCACAUGAAAAUUUAAAGUUGUUAAAAAAAUUAUAUUAAUUUUUAAUUCACAUAAAAUCAUUUUAAACCCACUAAAAUCAAUCACUUCAAAAUCUAAAUUGAAUACACCUCUAGUUUCUAACAUAAAUCAAAUAAGAAUUAUAAAUUUAUACCAUACCCCAAACUAAUUUCUUUUACAAAUGUAUACUAUCUGGUUUCAAUAACAAUUUUUGUUAAAAUAUACUCCAGUAUUUACAAAUUUUAAAUUUUGAUUUUUUAGUAAGAAAGAACAUUUUGUAAAAUGGGAGAAGAGGAAGUAUGUGACUCCACGUUUAAAAAACUGCAAUAUUUUUGAUAGAACGCGUAGUUCUCAUAUAUGGCUGUCACUAUUCCACAAUCACAAACUUUGAAAAUGCCUACAUUUUUGACUCUUAGCUUAACGUCUUUGUUUGAGCUACUCCUCAAAAAUAAUCUUAUUAAAUUUCUAGUGGCGUUUAUUAAAAAAUUACAUUCAAAUAAACACCACCAAAACUGAAAUCUAUUUAAGUCUUCUUUGUCCUUCUUCAUUGCAACUCAUCCAGUUUGUCUCAAGAAACUUUCUAAACCAGACAAAGAUCUAGAACAUUAUACUUGUUCUUGUCUGAAAUUUCAAACACAAGAAACAAACAAACAUGAGAGACCUAGCUUUGUGUCUGUUUGUUUUCAUCUUAGCUAAACAUGUCAGUUCUGUUCCCACAAAAGAACAGUUUCAAAGCUGCUUGUCAACAAUCUCCAGAAACCCCAACAAUCUCACUAAACACACAUCAGAUUCCAGACUCUACACCGCCUCAUUGAAGACUUCAUCUCCAAGCUCAAACUUCCUCAACUUGAAUUUCACAAGCCUAAAGCCGAUCCUGACCCUCAAACCAAAAUCCGAAUCCGAAAUCAAGAAAGCAAUACUAUGCAGCAAGAAACUUGGCGUGCAAGUAAGAACCCUAAGUGGUGGUCACGACUACGAAGGCCUCUCUUACCUCUCACUAACACCCUUCAUAAUCAUCGACCUAGUUAACCUCCGUACCAUCACCAUCAACCUCACGGAAGAAACAGCAUGGAUCCAAUCCGGAGCCACACUCGGCGAACUCUACUACAAAAUCGCCAAAACCAGCAAGGUCCACGCCUUCGCCGCAGGGAUAUGCCCAAGCGUUGGAGUUGGUGGGCAUAUCAGCGGCGGUGGGUUCGGUACAAUAAUGAGAAAACACGGUUUAGCGUCUGACAACGUUGUGGACGCGCGUUUGAUGGACGUGAACGGGAGAAUCCUCGACAGGAGAACGAUGGGAGAGGAUUUGUUUUGGGCACUUAGAGGAGGUGGAGCAGCGAGUUUCGGUGUUGUGUUGUCGUGGAAGGUUAAGCUCGCUAGGGUUCCCGAGAAGGUAACUUGUUUCAUAAGUCAACAUCCAAUGGGAGCUAGCAUGAACAAGCUCGUUCAUAGGUGGCAGUCCAUAGGAGCGGAGCUAGACCAAAACCUCUUCAUCAGAGUUAUAAUCGACAACAGUGUAGAAGGUGGUCAAAGGAGAGUCAAAACUACUUUCCAAGCUUUGUUUCUUGGUGGAGUCGAUAAGUUGAUUCCUCUGAUGAACCAGAAGUUUCCUGAGAUAGGAUUAAGAGCUCAGGACUGUUCUGAAAUGAGCUGGAUCGAGUCCAUAAUGUUCUUUAACUGGAAGUCAGGACAACCGUUAGAGACAAUGCUCAACAGAGACCUAAGAUACGAGGAUCUUUACUUCAAAGCAAAGUCAGACUUUGUUCAAAAGCCAGUUCCUGAGAACGUUUUCGAAGAAGUGACCAAAAGGUUUCUCGAGCAAGAGACUCCACUGAUGAUCCUAGAGCCAUUGGGUGGGAAGAUAAGCGAGGUAUCAGAAAGUGAGUCUCCAUAUCCACACAGGAGAGGGAACAUUUACAACAUACAGUACAUGGUGAAGUGGAGAGUGAAUACAGUCGAGGAGAUGAACAGGCAUGUGACGUGGAUGAUAAUGCUUUACGAUUACAUGACUCCUUAUGUCUCUUCAUCGCCUAGAGGAGCUUAUUUGAAUUACAGAGAUCUUGAUUUGGGCAACAACACAGGAAGCAAGACUAGCUUUGAAGAUGCUAGGGUAUGGGGUGAGAAGUAUUACAGAGGUAACUUCAAGAAGCUGGGUUUGGUUAAAGGGAAGAUCGAUCCAACCAACUUCUUCAGGAACGAACAGAGUAUUCCUCCUCUGCUUUGAUUUCUCAAAAGACAAAAACCAAAUGUAUUGAUAAUGUAUUUUUUUCUAGUAGAUAUGUACCCAAUAACAGUUGAUUCAAAGGCCAAAUUAAAUAGCAAAUAAACCAGCUUGAUUUCAA